AACUCAGCUUCCCAAAAUUGUGCUUGCUUACCAAUACUCCGCUAAGAAUGACAGUCCGUUUCUCAUGGCACUGCAUAGUAAACUGCUGGACUGUUCUAACAGCCCAGUUUCCGUGGGGGCACAAUUGUUUUGUCAUUUCAGUUCCUACUCCAUUCAUUCGUGCAAUGUAAAGAAAUAAGUGUCGUGCAAAUAACCUGACUUCUAAUAGAAAAAGUUAAAGCUGUAAAUUCAUCCUGGAGAAAUGUGUUGCUUACUUUAGCCUUCUUGUAGCAAAUGGGACAGUCUAACUUUUAACGGUGUUACUGGUUACUGCUCUACGCACCCUGGCGGUUCGGUUCGGUGUUUGCUUGAAGUCCACAGACUUGCAUAGAUGUAUGUAGUCUGUAGUUUGUAGGCCUAGUAUGGUUAGGCUACAUGGAUAAUCAAAAUCAAUUAAUUAAUUUGUCAUCUCUGAAUUAGAAAGUCUGAUAUUAGCAAUCUAUGUUCACAAAGCAUGCUUUUUACGGCGGUGAUAGCCAUUCCACAACGCUUGAAUACGGAGCAGUAGACUAUUAUUUCCGCACUGAAAACAUUCUUCUGAUUCUUUACACAAUCUUCAUGAAAAAUGAACACAGGCUGUGACUGACCAAUUCCGCGCGUCGCAGGAUGUGGUCCAACAACUGCUGAGUCUGAAAUGGAUCUGGCGCAUAUCCGCUGUUCCAGAGUCAGCUGGGCAUGAGACUGAAUGGGAGGGUUGAUUAAUUCAGAGAGAUGUAAAUAUGUAAAGAGAGCCUCGAGACAAAGGAUCGAUGGGGCGUCUCAAAGUAGACCAUGUUUUGUUGUUGUUUUUUUAUAUAGAGUUGGUUAGAUUUGAAUUUGAUACGGCGCUUUUCGUCAAGGGCGAAAACCAGCUCUGUGUCGCUUGAGACCUGUCAUAAACGUUAGGCGUAAUUUGCACCGACCAAACCGUGUGCUUUUCUGAGAUUGUAUGGUAUUGUUCACUAACUUAAUAUUUCGUGAUGGACUGUGCUGAAUACCAAGAGGAAACCCUGGAGAAGAAAGUCUGCAUCGUGGGAUCAGAACUCGUCGACAACUAUACCGUAUACAUAAUUGAAGUCAAUGUAGGAGACCAUAAGUGGAUUAUAAAACACCGCUACAGUGAUUUUCAUGAUUUGCAUGAAAAGCUCACUUCUGAGAAAAAAAUUGACAAACACCUGUUGCCACCAAAGAAGAUCAUAGGGAAAAACUCGAAAAGCCUGGUUGAAAAAAGGCAGAAAGAGCUUGAAGUGUAUCUACAGACCUUGCUUGUCCGUUUCCCUGUGGCUGCACCCAAAGUUCUGUCUUGUUUUCUGCAGUUUCAUGCUUAUGAAAUAAAUGGAAUUGCUGCAGCCCUGGCAGAGGAACUUUUUCACAAAGGCGAGCAACUGUUGGUAGCUGGUGAGGUGUUUUUGCUGCGGCCCUUGCAACUUUAUGCCAUCACUCAACAGCUGAGGCUUGCCAAGCCAACCUGUGCCAAUGGAGACGCCAAAGCAGACCUCGGUCAUAUAUUAGACUUUACCUGUAGGCUUAAAUAUCUUAAGAUUCCUGGAACAAAGGGAGUAGUGGGUACAAGCAAUAUUCAGGAGGACCGCCUUCCUUUUGACCUCUCUGUAUUUAAAUCGCUGCUUCAGAUUGAGAUCAGUAACUGUGACUCAGCUCAGAUAAAUGGGUUGCCUUCUUUGAAACCCACUUUGGCUACUCUAAGUGUCCACCACUCUACAACAUCAAUGAAGGAUAUAAUAGUUCCAGAAGCAACUGAGUUUGCCCAGUGGGUGCCAGAGGGAGUGGACACCAACUGUCCUGUGACGGCCAUCAUUCCUACUUGGAAAACAUUGACUACACUAGACAUGAGCCAUAACCUAAUCGCAUGCAUUGAUGAAUCUGUUAAAUUAAUCCCUCAAGUAGAAUUCUUAGACCUUAGUCACAAUGAACUAUCUCAUGUGGAAAAUCUUCAGCAUUUAUAUAACCUGAUUCAUCUGGACCUGUCCUACAACAAUUUGGCAGUUCUUGAAGCGGUUCACACUAAGCUUGGCAACAUUAAAACCCUCAAUCUGGCUGGAAAUCGGCUUGAAACACUUUCAGGUCUCAACAAACUGUACUCCUUGGUCAACUUGGACUUGAGCAACAACAAAUUAGCACAGAUUGAUGAGAUUAAGCCCAUAGGCACGCUCCCUUGUUUGGAGAAGCUGUCUUUGGUCAACAACCCAAUGUGCAUCAUCCCUGACUACAGAACAAAAGUCCUAGCCCAGUUCUGGGACCGAGCCUCAGAGGUUUGUCUGGAUCAUACUGCAACCACAGAAAAGGAACUGGACACGGUAGAGGUCCUGAAAGCCAUUCAAAAAGCCAAAGAAGCAAAAGACAGAAUGGCCAAUAAUGAUAAAAAGAUCAGUGAGGACCCCAGGCAGUCUGCCAGUGGUGGAGCCAUGCCCCUGCUGUCGCACCCUUCUUCUUCCUCCUCUAAUCUUGCUGCUCUUCCUGCACCUCAAUCUCCCACUCUCACCCACUCAGCCAGCUCCAGCCAAGAAAUAGUUAUAAAAGAAGAAGCCAUCGCUGACAAAAAAAUGUUGACUCCUGUGGAUUCUGUGCUUACCCAAACAUGCUGGAAAACCUCCUUUGAGAAAAUACCCCAGGUUACAACCCAACAACAUGACCCCUUUAUUUCUUGUGAAAUGUCCACGGAUCAGCAGUUGAAGUACAACACUAGCUGCUGCUGCUGUGCAGAAGACCUUAACCUUUGGACAGACAGACAGCAGACCCCUGUGUUGCCUUGCUGGCUCCUGUCCUACACAACUGCUAUCCCAGAGUUCAGUGAGCAGUUGUCUGCUCUCAUCAGCAAGGUCGCACAGGAGAAUGACCGAGACUCCACUGUCCCUGGAGAGGCCCUAAAUUCUGAACCCACUAACCAGGGAGCAGGCCAGUACUCAGGAGAUGGCUACUUUGAGAUGGGGCCAGACUGCAAUGAGGAUGGUUCUGCGCUGUCAUCCCCCCCUUCUUCUCCAUUACAGGCUGAGGAACAGGGGCCUGUGGAUAGAGAGGCCAACCAACACAUCAGUAAAAUGUUGUGGGCACACUGCGUACGGGUGGGAAAAGGCGUGAGUCAACAAGCCUGCUGUCUUGUUCUGACAGAGCGUCUAUUGACUGUUUUAUGCAUCCGCUGUGCUGAGCAGCCAGCCACUGUGACUGAGUUGCUGGAGGGCCUUGAGGUGGAAAUGGUUGUGCCAUACUCGAAUGUGGAAGCGCUGUGGUUCUGUGUCCCCGAUACUUGCCUUUCACUCAGGUUGAGCUCUAAUGCCACCCGCUGGCACUUCUUUGCAGAUAGUGGGGGCUUGAAGGAGGUACACAUGCAGAUGGGUGCUCUGCUCAAGAGCCUGGCAAAGCUAGAGCAGAAUGCGCCCAGCAGGCCGGUGUCUGUGACCCAGCUUCUCUGGCAGCAUCUCCACUCCUGGGAAUGGGAGGAAAGUGACGGGGCAGUUAAGGUAGGUCAUGCCGCUUAUCUGCUGGACCCUCAUGGCCCGGAGAGCCAACUACGACCCCAUGCUGACUUUCUCUCACACUGGUGUCCGUCUAAGUCUGUGGAGACUACUGAUGGAGUGGAAGAGGGCUUAGCCUCAGUGCCUUGCAUCCUCUUCCUCACACCCCGUCAUCUGUGUGUGCUGAAGGUGGACUUCCUGUCUCUGGUAGAGCAUGAUGGGCCUGAGGGCCAGGGUACACGUCUCUGCUCACGGCUUACCCGGGUGCCCCUGGCCGCAGUGCUGCUGAGUCCCAGACAAGGCUGCCCAGGCCAUAACUCGCUAGCGGUGCACCGCUUCCAUGACGGACACAUUCUGAAGCUUAUGGCUGGCUCCCAGCAGCUCACAACAGUCUUCAUCCUUCCCCAUGACAAAUUCCUGUUCUUGAGGCAGUUCAGCCAGUACCGUACUGGUUUGAAGGACAUUAAGACCGUGGCUUUCCUCCAGAGUAAGAGCUACUGCCACAGGAGGUCUGGUCAUCACUCACCACCCACCAAAGUCCCCCAAAAAGGGUACAGGAGCAGUGGUGUUCAAGGAAUACAGAAGCCUCUUCUGACCCUCUCAGUGCACUACCCUUCUGAGGCACUCAUACUGAAACUCUCUGAGGAGAAUCAGUGUCCACCACACCUGAACCUGUCCCCCUCUCUCCACUACCUCUCCAGUCUGAGGGGAGAUGAGCUGGUUGAAUUCUUCCAUAGCAGUAUUGCUGAGGUAGAGAAUGAGGAGCUAAAGCACAUUAUUUGGUCCUCCGUGCUGUUCUACAAGUCCCCUGAAAUGGAGAUGACUGCUUGUAUCAUGUUAUCUACCAAAGCCCUCUAUUUCAUACUUGAUGAUACGGCCUCCACUCUAAGUGACCAAGCACAUAUAUGGAGCUGGCAACCUUCUGAGAUUGCAGAAACAGAUUUCAUCAUCUCUUACUGCUUUGCCAUGAACCUCAAUGAUCUGCACAGCAUUAAUGUGGGCCUAUUUGACCAGUACUUCAGAGUGGUGGGUCAGUCAGCAGACCACAUCAUCAGCUGUCUGAGCAGGGACAGCUAUGGGACCCACCGUUUCCUGCAGCAGCUCAUGACUGUGCUCUCACUGUUGGAGAAGGUGCCCUCUCCUGAGCCUUCUGAGCAGGAUUUCUAUGCACAAUUCGGCAACAAAAGCACAGGUAAAAUGGAAAACUAUGAACUGGUCCACUCCAGUAAGGUUAAAUUUGUUUACCCUAGUGAGGAGGAGAUAGGUGACCUGACCUUUGUUGUGGCAGAACGGAAAGGUCCACAGGGUUCGCCCCCUCGUUCCUUUCACAUUCUACUAUACCUAUUGGUAUUUGAAGUUCAGCUCCAAGGACCCUCACAGCCCCCCCAGCCUCUCCUGUUGCCUAAGACGCUUAUCUUGACUGCAACUGAUAUUUUCUUGCUGGAGGAAGACCACAUCAGUUACCCACUGCCUCACUUUGCCAAGGAGCCACCACAACGUGAACGAUACCGGUUGGCCGAUGCACGGCGCAUUCGUGACUUGGACCGUGUGCUUAUGGGAUACCAGACUUACCCCCAGGCACUCACGUUGGUGUUCGAUGAUGUGCCUGCAGGGCCUGACCUGCUGUGCCACCUCACCAUGGACCACUUCUCUGAGCAGCCUGCUGCAGAGGGAGCAGUACGGACAACGAUUGCUGUAGGACCAGAUGAUGGAGAGGUGCAGUGGUGUGUGUUUGUGCCAGCGCCAGACAGCCGAGAGAGGCUGAUCUCGUUGCUGGCUCGCCAGUGGGAGGCACUGUGCAGCAGAGAGCUGCCAGUGGAACUGACUGGCUGAGCUGGUAGCUGAUUGCUACAGAACUGUUACUGCAGAACAUUGAGGGAUCCAAGUGCAAAGUGGACUGUGUUGGAGAUGCUGUACCCAAGUACCCUAAAAAAUAACUUUUUUAAGCAGAUGCGUGUUCUUAAAAACAUACAGUUGUUUAUUAACUUGAGCAGAUUCCACAGAUAUCAGUGUCCUACCCUUUCUCAAGCAUCCCCAUCACCACACCUGUACAAAAGACUAUUUUCACUCUCACCUCUUUCCUUGAUGCCAUUUGUAUCACAAAAGAUCGGAAUUUGCACAGAGUCCACCAGGGUCAAUUUUUGUCGUCGUUGUCUUUGGCUUCUUGCACAGCUUCAUUUUCUUCUUCUCUGCUUUCUGGUUAAGCAAAGCAUCAGAAUCAGUAUAAUAUAGUAAUGAUGCUAAGAUGUGUUCUCUCUUUGUGUGUGUGUGCGUGUGUGUGUGUAUGCAUGAGAGAGGGAUGGAAAUUUCUAUAAAUCAGUAUUAUAUUUUAUUCCAAAGUGAAUUUUUGGACAUAAGCAAUGGUUUAUGUAAGUUCUAAUUAAGUAUUGUGUAUGAUAUAUAAUUUGAAGUGUUUUAUUAGUUCUGGUAUUAUAAAUGCAGACACUGUACAUCUGUACAGUUUUUUUUUUUUUUAUAUAGUUAUGUUUUAAUCUCCUCAGUGGUUUACAAAAACAAUGCGUCUUAUUUUCCAGGGCUGUGAUGGUGGACACAUUCCCCAUUUACUUUAGGAAUUUUUAAUUAUGCACUUUAAACUGUAUAUAACUUAACCAUCACAGAAAAAAAUGUGACCUCCCUCUUCCUAUACAUAGUUCAUUUGUUUAUGAGCAUUCACCUUUGUUUCCAUUGCUUUUCUAUAUUUUGUCAUAAGCUAAAGGGAUUGUCACACUGUCCUUACACAUACUUUUUGCUGUCCCUGUUUUAUACCUAAAAGUAUGUGAAUAAAUGUGUUGAAGGAAAA
Messenger RNA from Alosa alosa (allis shad), 6288 nucleotides. RefSeq names its product nischarin (gene nisch). Bases 999 to 5321 code for a protein of 1440 amino acids. The record is from RefSeq and is a predicted model, not a curated record. Gene Ontology annotation, molecular function: protein kinase binding; phosphatidylinositol binding; integrin binding. Lineage: Eukaryota; Metazoa; Chordata; Actinopteri; Clupeiformes; Clupeidae. The transcript has 21 exons. Gene Ontology annotation, cellular component: cytoplasm.